Cottoperca gobio is the source of this 1862-nucleotide messenger RNA. Its product is annotated as interleukin-21 receptor. Gene Ontology annotation, molecular function: protein binding; cytokine receptor activity. Gene Ontology annotation, cellular component: membrane; external side of plasma membrane. Lineage: Eukaryota; Metazoa; Chordata; Actinopteri; Perciformes; Bovichtidae. The transcript has 8 exons. Gene Ontology annotation, biological process: cytokine-mediated signaling pathway. The record is from RefSeq and is a predicted model, not a curated record. The coding region runs from base 132 to 1304 and encodes 390 amino acids.
GAUACGUGAUAGCGUCAGUGUGAGACGACUCACCGAUGCCUCCCUCUCUCAGCCUUCAUUAACCAAAGGUUUUUAAAAAGAGCUUCAGCUUUAAGCGAGACCUCUCGGGGGCCGAGGGGACGUCUGCUGUGAUGGAUUGUGCCGCUCCGCAGAGGCUGAAGCUGGUGAUCGUGUUCCUGCUUGUAUCUACCAACAUUGUCUGUCUGCACGGAAACCCCAUCACAGGUAUGAACCACAGUCUUCGCUGUGUAACAGAUUAUCUGCACACCAUCAACUGCUCCCUGAGCAUCGCGCCGUCACAAAGCAGCAACUGCUCCUACAAGCUCACUUUCAUACAUACAUUUGAAAAAGUCGGGUUCGACUGUAUGCUGACGAACACCGAUGGGGAUUACUUCUGCUCCGCUAAAAAAACGCCUGAUACCGUUUAUUCCACGUUUGAUGGUUCAGAUAGUUAUGUAAUCUCACUUUGUCACCAUCAAAAUGACGGGUCUGAAAUCUGUGAGGUGCUGGAUGACGAAUUUGAGCCUCUGAUUAACAUUAAACCAAACGCACCGUGCUGCCUCACAGUCAGCCACAACGCAAGUCAGCGCCACUUCACCUGGAUAAGUACAUAUGAGAUAUAUGAUCUUCACAUCGCUCUGGUCAGCGAGCUCCAGUAUCAGCUCCAUUACUACAAACGAGACAAUCAAAACGUGUUAUCGCAUUACAUUGAAGCCACAAGUUUGAAUUAUUCUGUGGAUGAUCACAAUUUUGCGCCAGACACCGAGUACGCUGCCAGAGUGCGGACGAGUCCUAAUCAGGUUUCCUACAAGGGACAGUGGAGCGACUGGUCUUCUGAGGUUUACUGGGAGACGCAGUCAGCUGUGAAUGAUCUCCCAUUUGUUUUUGGACUGGGUAAAGUGAUCAUCUUACUUGUGAUGGUGCCAAUCGUCCUACUUUUCUGCUACGCUCCGGUUAAAAAGUGGCGGCAGAGUGCCUUCAUCCCAACCCCAGCACCCUAUUUCCACACCCUGUACAGCGACUUCCAGGGAGAUUUCAAGAGCUGGGUGGUCACACAAGAACACACAGCAGACAUGCUGAAGGCAGAGGAAACGCUCCAAAUCGACACGCUGACCAAGUGUGCAGUUGUUGAGGAGGAAGAAUGUCAGCCCCAGUUUCACCACCAGUUCAUGGAGGGCAGCACAUACAGCAAUAUAACUGACCCAGGCUGUGAUCCGUCUCUCCUGGGCGGGAUCCCGUACGCUGUGAUCACAAUGGCCCCGUUAUCAUCUACAGGGAGCACACAGCCUAGGGAGCCCUGCUGAUGAAGACUCAGGGUGUUGGCUGGAGAGGGACCCUCCCUGGUACUGCAAUGAGUACUGCACCUUAAGCGCCUUCCAGCAGAGCAGUCCAGUCAAAGCAGAGCAGCAUGGGAGCCCGUCAACCUAAUCCUGCUCAUCAGGGAUCAUCAGGGUGGCGGCCAUCACUGAAGUAUAAGUUCAUGUGUGUGUAGUAACUGUACAGUAAAAUAGUGAAGUUGAAAUUUAAAUAAUGUUGGGCCUAAAAGUUCAAUUAUACACAUCUACACAGGGACAUGUAAUGCUUAAAAGACUAAAGCUAAUAAGUGUACAUUCUUAGUUUUUGCAGUAGAUAUAUUUAAUGUGCGCUUGUAUUUGUAAAAUGUUUUCACAGCUUUGAGCAUAACGUAGAUGAUGUGAAAUGUAAUUGCAAAAAUGUUUUACUUGCAUCAAAUGAGUAAACUGUAAAGGAAGUUAUAGCAAUUGUUUUUAUGAUGACUGAAUAGUUUUGCAUCGUCUGAAACCUUAGAGAAUAAGUUGAACAUGCUGUAUUUUUUAACCCAUGUAAUAAAGAAAAUGCUUUAA